ACAAGAGACAAACUGUAAAAAUUUGAUAGAAAAACAGGUGUUUCAACAAAAAAAAAAUUUAGAAAAAAUAGAAGAAAGCAACAGUGCGUGUUUCUUCAAAAAUAACAAGAAAAAAAAAUUAUGGCUCCUCCCCGUCCAACAACUCCACGGUCAGAAGAUGGAGAAGGAAAACCUCCUAGAGCUUUUGUUCGUCAAUGUGUUUUUUAUGAAAAAUAUGGAGGGUGUAAAUUUGGAAAGGACUGUUUUUAUGCUCACAAUGAUGAAAUGACGUUGGGGGUUAGGGUAAGGGUUUAUUUUGAAUUUUUUAAAAAAAUAUUAGGCCUGAUUUACAAGCAAACGAGGGUUGAAAAUGGCGGAGCCGUUCAUUUCACACCCGUCUCAGUCCAGUCCAGGACCCUAUAA
Messenger RNA from Meloidogyne enterolobii, 402 nucleotides. The record is from the annotation of a GenBank genome assembly. Lineage: Eukaryota; Metazoa; Nematoda; Chromadorea; Rhabditida; Meloidogynidae.